CUGUACCGGCUGCCGCGGGGCCGGGGCGGGCCGGGGCGCGGCGCGCAAUAAACGUUUCGGAAGGGCCCCGCCUCCCCCCGCGCUGUUUCCGCCGCGCCGGUCAUGGGCUCCGAGGCGGCGGCGCUGCUGGCGGCGACCGACUUCGCGGCCAGGAAGCACAAGGGGCAGCGGCGGAAGGACCCCGAGGGCACCCCCUUCAUCAACCACCCCAUCGGGGUGGCCAAGAUCCUGGCCCACGAGGCCGGCGUGACCGACAUCGUGGUGCUGCAGGCCGCCCUCCUGCACGACACGGUGGAGGACACGGACGCCACGUUCUCGGAGAUCGAGGAGCAGUUCGGGGAGGAGGUCAGGCGCGUCGUGGAGGAGGUGACGGACGACAAGGCGCUGCCCAAGACGGAGCGAAAGCGGCUGCAGGUGGAGCGCGCCGCCGGCACCAGCCCCCGCGGCAAACUGGUCAAACUGGCCGACAAGCUCGACAACCUGCGGGACCUCAACCGCUGCGCCCCGGAAGGGUGGUCGCCGCAGCGCGUGCAGGAGUACUUCCAGUGGGCCGCGCAGGUGGUGGCCGGGCUGCGCGGGACGAGCGCGCCGCUGGAGAGCGCGCUGCAGCGGCUGUUCGAGGAGCGCGGCCUGGGGGGGGCCGGCACCGGCACCGGCACCGGCACCGGGGCGGGGCGGGAACCGCGGCCGGGGCGCGGCGGCCAAUAAACGUGCGCAGAGCUGAGA
Tyto alba (common barn owl) is the source of this 726-nucleotide messenger RNA. RefSeq names its product HD domain containing 3 (gene HDDC3). Gene Ontology annotation, molecular function: guanosine-3',5'-bis(diphosphate) 3'-diphosphatase activity. The coding region runs from base 103 to 708 and encodes 201 amino acids. Lineage: Eukaryota; Metazoa; Chordata; Aves; Strigiformes; Tytonidae. The record is from RefSeq and is a predicted model, not a curated record. The transcript has 4 exons.